UGAAGAGCUGUUCUGAUCUUAGCCUGACAGCCUCAGCAUAAAGAACUCCAAAUAAAUUAAUCACUAAGAAGUAAGGGCAGUUUCCAUUCCCCCAAAGUGAGGUCUUGCUAUGUCCCUCUGGAUGGAAUACGGCUCCUUCCACAGAGACCAGACUAUGGACAGCCUUGAGAGGCAGCUCAUUUGCCCAAUCUGUCUUGAAGUCUUCACCAAGCCAGUAGUAAUACUUCCUUGCCAACAUAAUCUUUGUCGCAAGUGUGCAAAUGACAUUUUUCAGCCUUCUUUGUUUCAGGCCAGAGGGACUACGGUGGGAGCAGGAGGUCGAUUCCGGUGUCCAUCCUGUCGCCAUGAGGUAGUUCUGGACAGACAUGGGGUAUAUGGCCUUCAGAGAAACUUACUGGUGGAGAAUAUCAUUGAUAUUUACAAGCAGGAGUCAUCAAGCACACGCCCACUGCCAAAACCAGGCCAGCCCACUUGUGAAGAGCAUGAGGAUGAGAAGGUGAACAUCUACUGCAUUUCAUGCUCAGUGCCAACUUGUUCACUCUGCAAAGUGUUUGGCUCCCACAAAGAAUGUGAGGUUGCCCCUCUGCCAGAUGUCUACAAGGAACAGAAGUCGGAACUCAGCGAUGGGAUUGCUGCUCUUGUAAGUGCAAACGACAGAGUUCAAGCUUUUAUACAUCGCCUUGAGGGAACCAAUAAAAAUAUAGAGGAAAACUGCAAAACCCAAAAGCAGCUGCUGAGUGAGAAAUUUGACCGAAUGUAUGCAAUUCUGGAGGAGAGGAAGAAAAUCAUGAUGCAGAGAAUCACAUAUGAGCAGGAGGAGAAGACCAGCAAGACGGGUAGCUGGAUGCAGUCCUAUGCCACACAUAUUGCCACCACUUCCAAGCUGGUGGAGACGGCCUUGCAGUCAAUGGAAGAGUCGCAGAUGGCUGUUUUCCUGCAGAAUGCAAGAAGUUUGAUUCACAAAAUCGCUGAGGCCACACAAGACUUAACUGUGGAAGAGCUGGAGCAGGGCUUUGAAAACAUGGAUCACUACAAAGUGGACUUUAAUGCUGAGGAGAGAAUUCUGUAUCAGCUUGAUUUUGUAAAAAAUGAUGAUGACACAGAGGAAGUGACAGAAGAAGAACCGGAUCAUUGCGUAACGGAGGAGACAGAGAGCUCAACGGUAAAGUUGUACCAGAGCGAUGGAGCCAGUGAGGUCAAAGGCCAAACUGAAGAGCUGAGUGUGGUAAAGGGUCCGUAUUCAGAGGCGUCCAACAUGGGUGGAGGUCUUGCACAGCAGGCUGACCUGAAGGGGGAGCAGAAUGGCAAUGACUUAGAAAUUCAAGGACUUUUGGCAGAAGCCAGUGAAGAUACCAAACUCUAUCCUGACUGGUACAAGUCCAAUUCCUGGCAGUUAAUAACUCCAAGCCUAAUGCUCACAAGUGACAACCAAGAUGGUGCAAGUUCAGAUGUGAAUACCGCAUCAGCUGCACCCCAGGACAGGAAGGAGUCCUGGGUCUCUCCUGAUUUCAUGCCAGUUGCUUCUGGUGAUCCUCCCCAUGCCAAUUUAGCAAUAUCUGAUUUGGAAUCUGCCCAUGGGUUUGUAUCAGUUGCUGCCGAGUCCCAGCCUGCACAUGAAACUCUGGAAGGUCAUGAUGUUGUACCUUCUGAAGAUACGCAGUGUGAACAUCAAACCUCAUCCACAGCCUCCGUCCCUCACCAGUCGGCAGUGUCUGGAGUAGCCAACACUGAUUUGAAUCGCCACGUCUUCUCCUUUUCAUGGCUGAACUCUUUUUCGAAGCGACGAAAGUGAAUAAGGAUCCAGUUUUGGAAGUUGUGAUUCUGGACACUUUUGUUGAAAUUGCACGGACUUAUGGGAAGUGCUGGUGGUAAAGUAACUGGGCUGAACAGGAUGGAAUGACCACUGAGGGAGAAACCGGGCUCCAAGGCUGAGCUGGAGACGAAUAGAGAGCUAAGCUUUAUGUACUUUUCAGAGUUAACAGUCCGAUUUUAUACAUCUUGUACUUAAUGGCUGUUUGGAUCAGGUCAAAGAUACAAGUGACAACUUGCUUUGGGAUUUUUGUGAACACAGGGGUCACAGAUCUUCAGUUUCUUUCGGUAAAGAUUUACAUGAAGAUAUUAAAUGGCAAGACUGAAAUGUAUGUGAGCUCAAAUUUGCUUAAAAGCUUAUGCUUCAAAAAAUAUAAAAAAGAAUGAAAUGUUGUAUGAUUUUAAAAAUAGUUGAACUGAGCAUUAAAGGGUUCUGCCAUGAGCUGUACAUGAAGAAUACCGCACUGUUUCCAUUGGCAAAUCUUUCGUCUUGUGAUCUUCAUGUGCUUUGCUGUGCAAAGAGCUUUGUAAUG
This is a messenger RNA of Erpetoichthys calabaricus (reedfish), 2342 nucleotides long. Its product is annotated as tripartite motif-containing protein 54-like. Bases 110 to 1792 code for a protein of 560 amino acids. The record is from RefSeq and is a predicted model, not a curated record. Gene Ontology annotation, molecular function: zinc ion binding. The transcript has 10 exons. Lineage: Eukaryota; Metazoa; Chordata; Cladistia; Polypteriformes; Polypteridae.